Blepharisma stoltei is the source of this 2529-nucleotide messenger RNA. NCBI's taxonomy places the organism in Eukaryota, Ciliophora, Heterotrichea, Heterotrichida, Blepharismidae. The record is from the annotation of a GenBank genome assembly.
AUGGAAACCAUUCUUUUAGUAUUUUGAAUCCUUAUCAAUUGCUUAUUAGCAUACCGAGAGCUUCGAGUUAUUAAAGAGUGCCCAUUUUUUAUGCUAAAUGAUCAUAUAUCUAUACUAGAAACAGGCUCUUUUCAGCCAUGACUUUCUUCAAAUGCCACAUCAAUUUCAAAAUUAUUUUCAGACUCUGAAUUUAUUUAUAAUCUUAUAGCACCUCACCUUCGAGAUGAAGAAAAAUGCGCUCUUCAAGAUCAAGAAAAGCUUCAAAUAAUGUUUCCAUCAGCAAUCUGGUUGCCGGAAAAAGAAAAAUUCCUUACGAUUGUAAGAAGAAGUAUAAUAGUGGCGUUGACAGUAGACACACUUCGAGGUGCACUCCCUUUGUAUAGACAGUUAGGACUUUUUCAGCACCAGUACACUGGCUAACUGCUUCCAACUAGUAAUAUAUUCUGAUAACCUUCUAAUUGGAUAAUAGGCUACUGGUUGAGAACAAUUAGCCAGUGUACUUGAAGCUCAAAAAUCUUAACAUAUUAUAACAAGGAAGACCCAUCCCUAUGUCCUUAAAGCUGAGUGUCUAUGCCACUAUGAAUAAGCAAUAAGGUCUGCGUAUAAUUUGUCAAAAAUGGAAGUUUUGUUUUCUUCCGAAUGUUUCCUAUUCCUGUAAUAUGACUAGCCAAAUUUCGCCUUUUUCAUAGUCUUUGUCUAUAUGGAUAGCAGGGCAUCCUGAUAGAGGAUUCCUCUGAUAUAGGAAAGCUGAUACUUAGGUAGGUAAGCUUUGACAGAAAAUUCAGAGGUAAAAUUUUGAUUGGGUCGUGCAUAUGCAUCCAAUGCAGACUACUCUUCCUGUAAUAGAAGCGGUCUGCAAGUGACUAUCCACUUAUGGUCGCGCAAAAUCUUUAUAUUUACUUAUAAUUGUAAGACUUCGGAUUAACCAAAGAAUAAGUGUUUUAUAUGCCAGUUUCUACGAUUCUGAUUGAAAUGAAGUCAAUACUGAAGAAAUGAUAGGAGUUACACUGGUGCCUGGAAUUUUGAUUAUUGAAAUUCCAGAAUCAGAAAUCUGAAAUUCAGGACCAGAAGAUCCUAGAAUUUUUAAGGCUGGGAAUUUUUUUUUAUGUUUAUUAGAUUACUCACCUUCUUCUUCGAUUUAGAUUUUUUUGGUCUUAGCUUGAACAGGUAGCUCUGAUUAACGGUAGUUAAGACUGGCAUAACCGCCGACCUACCAGCUACCAAGUACCUUAGGACCUCUCUAUCCACACCAUCCUCAGUGUAGAUCUUCUUAUCUUGAAGCCAAAACCCUCAAGAAGUCAUGAACCUCUCUCACUGAGUACAGUAUGUCGAACCGUAAUCCUACCCCUAAUUGCCAUAUUAAAUUGUGGGGUUGGGAAUGAAAUUUAUGUUGCUUAUAAUAUGCUGGAUAUUGAUAGGAAAAGAAAAAUGUGGCUUUAUAAAUUUUCCAAUGGAUUUUCUUACCCAUUGUCAAUGAAAAUACAUAAAGUGUUGAAGUUUUAUAAUGAAAAAAAUUGAACACCGUUUAUGAUGACAAGACAAAUCUCGAUUAACUCUUUUAGUCCCUUCUUCUUCAAGCCUACGUCAGCUCUGAACAACAAGUAGGCGUUACACGACCAUUAAAAAUUCCUUCACUCCAGCCCAAUCAGGACUCUCUAUCAAGCUACCCAGCACAACUGGAUAUUCUUUUAUUGCCUAGGACCCUCAAGGAAUUACGGUUUAUUUCACUGAGUUGAGAAUAAGGGAACUGCUCUAUCUUGGACCUACCAUUUUAUUGUGAUGUUACCGUUUAUAAUUGACAAUGAGCAUCUUUAUUUUAUUUACAACUAUAAAAAUUUUCAAGUAAUCGACUGCACUGAUUUAACACAGCCAUGCACAGAAAUUUCAGGCAAAUAUUUCAGAUUUCCUGGUGGCUUAAGAGGUGGAUCUCCCUAUACACAAUUUCGAUCCACAAAUUAUUAUAUUUCUUUCGCUUACACACAUAUAGAAUACUCCAAAUCCUCUCAUCAUUGUAGCAUUUAUCGCCCAGCUCUGACAAUUUCCAAAGUUUCCAAAAAUCCUUUAAAGUUUGACUUAGUCUAUACAAGUGAGCCCCUGGAUUUCAAAGGAAAGUUAUUUAUAGAGCCAAUUACACGUAUAAAGAGUUUUGAAGAUAUCAAUCUUUGUGGAGAUGGAAGAAUUAUGAUGGCUCUUUCAAUUUCUAGGUGAAAUUAUAAUAAAGAUAUAUACCCUACAAAUAUCAGUAUUCUUUCGAUUUACCAUUAUAUUGGUAUUUUAGCUUAUUAAUUGUUUAAGGCAAUAGUAGACAUCACAUUUAGCUUGAAUGAUACAAUUUCUGUUGCUGCGGAGGUUUCAGGAUUGACGAAGCUAGUAGAUGAAAUUAUUUGAUGGUAUGAGUAUAAGAGGCUACCAAAAGAUAAUAAAUGUGCAGAGAGGCUAGCGUAUAUACAUUUUGGCAUACCAAACCCUGAAAGAGAUGGGGAUAAAGUAGAGUAUGUAGAUUCAUAUUUUAUUGUUGAUUGGGAAUAA